UUACGUACACACUACUGGUCGCGUUUCACGCCUCGGCGAAAUCCCGCCGUCGUAACUUCUAAGACUGUUUGUAUUGACGGUCGGGAUCUGUCUGGCGAGCAGUAAACUUUCCGACUGAAAGAGAGAAUUGAAACAAAGAUGAGAGGCGACGGUGAUGGGAUCUUGGGCGGAGGAAAGAGAUCAGAAAGCAGCCUCAAAGUUAGACAAAAAUGGCUCAAGAGGAAAGAAAAGUGGCUGGUGGUUCUCGGGGUGGUCUUGCACGCAGUGUACAUGCUUAGCAUCUUCGACAUUUAUUUCAAGACCCCAAUUGUUCACGGCAUGGAACCCGUCACUCCUCGCUUCACUUCUCCGGCGAAGCGCCUUGUUCUUUUAGUUGCGGAUGGCCUGAGGGCAGACAAGUUUUUCGAGCCUGGUUCAGAUGGCAAUUAUCGGGCGCCGUUUUUGAGGAGUGUGAUUAAAGAACGAGGUCGGUGGGGAGUUUCCCAUGCUCGUCCUCCUACAGAAUCUAGGCCUGGGCAUGUGGCUAUUAUUGCUGGCUUUUAUGAGGAUCCAAGCGCUGUCACCAAAGGGUGGAAAGCAAAUCCAGUUGAAUUUGAUUCAGUAUUUAAUCGCAGCCGUCACACAAUUUCAUAUGGCAGCCCUGAUAUUGUUCCCAUAUUCUGUGGUGCUCUGCCGCAUAGCACGUGGAAUACAUAUCCUCAUGAAUAUGAAGAUUUUGCCACUGAUGCAUCUUUUCUGGAUGAGUGGUCAUUUGAUCAAUUGGCGAGCCUUUUGAAUAGGUCAAAUGAAGAUCCAAAGUUGAAGCAGCUACUUCUACAGGACCAUCUUGUCAUAUUUCUUCACCUUCUUGGUUGUGAUUCCAACGGUCAUGCUCAUCGGCCCUAUUCAUCAAUUUAUCUCAAUAAUGUUAAGGUUGUUGAUCAUAUUGCUGAAAGAGUUUACAAUCUCAUUCAGAGUUACUUCAAGGAUGACUUGACAGCCUACAUAUUCACAGCUGAUCAUGGAAUGAGUGACAAAGGAAGUCAUGGAGAUGGGCAUCCUUCAAAUACUGAUACGCCUCUUGUUGCUUGGGGGGCUGGUGUUAGACAUCCCGCGCAUAAUUUAUCUAGUGAUCAGUUGGAGGGUGCUGUUCAAUUUGUUGAUGAACACAAACACAACAUGCCAACACCUAGAGAGUGGGGUCUUGAAGGCAUUGAGAGGGUGGAUGUUAAUCAAGCUGAUAUUGCUCCACUGAUGUCAACUCUUCUUGGUUUGCCAUGUCCUGUUAACUCAGUUGGAAACUUGCCUCUUGGUUAUAUCGAUUUUAAUAAGGUGGACAAGGUUGAAGCUGUAUUAGCCAAUACAAAGCAGAUUCUCAAUCAGUUUCUUCGCAAAUCACAAUUGAAGCAGUCAAAUUCUCUAAAUUUCAAGCCUUUUGAACCAUUGAAAAACUACAACUUGGUAUUGGAACGUAUUGAACAUUUAAUAUCCAUCAGAGAUUAUGAAGCUGCAAGGAAGCUAUCUGAGCAUUUACGAAGAUUGGCGCUUGAAGGACUGCAUUAUUUUCAGACUUAUGAUUGGUUUAGGCUGAUGACAAUUAUUACUUUUGGUUACAUUGGCUGGAUGAUCUAUGUUCUGCUUCAUGUCUUGCAAUCUUAUACAUCAUUGCCUGAAAAAUUGGUGGAAAAGAAGCAAAUGGUUCAUCUGAGAAAGAAUACUGGGAAGGUAUACUUUAUAGCAUGUCUGUUUUCAUGCCUAGUGUGCUCUCUACUGUUGCUGGAGCAUUCUCCUCCUCUGUAUCAUGCGUAUGCUGCGAUGACAAUAUUUCUUUGGACACAAAUAUUUAGUGAAUAUGAGUUUCUACUAUUUUUAUGGAGGGAUCUACAGAGGAGAGAAUCUCGCUACUUCAUUAAACUCAUAGCAACCUGUAUUGUCUCAAUACUCAUCCUUGAGAUGCUGGUCAAAAGUUUCACAGAUAGGAAAUUGUACACCUGGUGUUUCUGGACUGUUGGGGUUGCUGCUCCUAUUUAUCUUGUCCGCUCAAUACCAUGGAAAUCUAGGGUGCCAAUUAUAGUUCUGCUGACAUGCUGGUUCUUGUCCAUUUUCACUUUGAUGCCUGCUGAAAUUCCAGAGAACACUUGGCUAGUCGUCACUAGUGGAGUUGUCACCAUGAUGAUUGGAGGAGUUGCUAGGCAUCUGGAUCUUCAUUCCGAAGAUGAUAAAUAUUGGCUUAGUCUUCGUACUAAUGACACAAGCAGACCUAAGUUCCCUAUGCUCUUUCACUUGCAGAUUACUUUGGUCGGCUUAUCGUCCGUGAUGGUGGUCUUGUCAACUUCUCGCAGAACCAAAAAGCAUGAAUUGCUUGCUGUUCAUCAACUAAUAAACUGGUCAAUUGCUGUGUGUUCGAUGGUCCUUCCACUAUUUUCAGCUACUGGUGUCUUGUCACGUUUAACUUCCAUAUUUCUUGGGUUUGCCCCAGCAUUUUUACUUCUUUCUAUUGGAUAUGAAGCUCUCUUCUAUUGUGCUUUGGCACUUGCGCUAAUGGCGUGGAUGCUUUUUGAGAAUGCGCAUCGCUAUUUAAGUAAGGCAAGCUUAUUUUCGGCAUCUGUUAAAGCUAUGCAGAACAGCAUUCUAAAACACGAUGAGAGAUGCCUACAGCUUUCAGAUAUGAGAAUUGCUUUGACGUUUAUGGUUUUCUUCAAUAUCGCAUUCUUUGGAACUGGCAAUUUUGCAAGUAUUGCAAGCUUCGAGAUUUCUUCUGUCUAUCGUUUUAUCACAAUUUUCAGCCCAUUUCUGAUGGCAGCUCUCCUUAUUUUCAAACUAUUGAUUCCAUUCAUGCUUGUCAUAUGCGCAUUCAGUUCAUUAACCAAAGUAAUCAGAGUUCCACUUUUGGGGUGCUAUUUUCUUGUUAUAUUGUGUUCAGACGUGAUGACAAUCCAUUUCUUUUUCCUGGUCCGAAAUACUGGGAGUUGGAUGGAAAUUGGUAACAGCAUUAGCCAUUUUGGAAUAAUGAGCGCACAAGUUGUGUUUGUCCUCGUGCUUUUUGCUCUCACAAACGUAUACACGAAAGACAUCCAAACUAGCUCAGCUCAGCGCUUGUCUCGGAAAGCCAUGUGAUUCAUUUUGAUCUUGAGUUUUUUGGGUUUGUUCCAGAGUAAUGUACUCAUUUCAUUUCUCAGCUUUCUGAUUAAUCGUUCAAUUCAUUGUAACACGAGGCUUACAUAGGAUGGUAGUACUACUUGUGGUUGAGGCCACUCUCAUUCGAUUUACUCUCUUUUUACCCUUCGCUGGAGCGUCCC
This is a messenger RNA of Coffea eugenioides, 3278 nucleotides long. RefSeq names its product GPI ethanolamine phosphate transferase 1. Gene Ontology annotation, cellular component: endoplasmic reticulum membrane. Gene Ontology annotation, biological process: GPI anchor biosynthetic process. Bases 139 to 3096 code for a protein of 985 amino acids. The transcript has 18 exons. NCBI's taxonomy places the organism in Eukaryota, Viridiplantae, Streptophyta, Magnoliopsida, Gentianales, Rubiaceae. Gene Ontology annotation, molecular function: mannose-ethanolamine phosphotransferase activity. The record is from RefSeq and is a predicted model, not a curated record.